AGUGUCACUCGUGGAAUAAAGAAUCGAACGUCAACGCUACAAUCUGACAACACAAAAAUACUCUCACACGCAUUCAUCAAAAUCAAAAUCGUCGUCUCUCUUCGCCUUCAACGCCUCUUUAAUUUCCUUGACCUAAGUGCUUUGCCUCAAUUACUUCAAUAACUUUUGAUUGUCUAGUGAAGAUAUCCCUUUUAUCAUAGAGAAUUUCAUAACAUCUUCGUUAUUAUCUAGACUAGAAGAAUAAUAAUAAUGGGGUGUUGCAGUAGCAAGGGGGCCGCAGAUACUAAAGCCACCCGCAUGGCCCGAUGGCGUUCAACUGGCAUCGUUGCUUUACGCGACUCCAAAUUAAAGUCUUUUCCUGAUGAAGUUAUUUGCCUGGAGAGAUCUGUACGCACCCUAGACUUGACACACAAUAAAUUGGUUCAAAUUCCCAUGGAGAUCAACAAGCUAAUUAACUUGCAGCGUCUUAUUUUGGCUGAUAACCUUAUUGAGCAUCUCCCCGUGAACCUGGGAUUGCUUCAGUCUUUGAAAGUUGCAACACUUGAUGGGAAUCGAAUCACAGCAUUUCCUGAUGAAUUGGGCCAGUUGGUGAAGCUUGAGCGUUUGUCUGUCUCAGCAAACUUGUUAAUGAGCUUGCCUGAGACCAUUGGGAGCUUACGGAAUUUGGUGCUGUUGGACGUUUCAAACAAUAAGUUAAAGUUUCUUCCUGAAUCAAUUGGAAGUUGCUUCUCUUUGGAAGAAUUGCAAGCAAAUGAUAAUUCUAUUGAAGAGCUUCCUGCAUCAGUUUGCAAUCUUGUUCAACUAAAGUCACUGUGCCUGAACAAUAACAAUCUCAACCAGAUGCCUCUAAAUUUAUUAAGAGAAUGCAAGAGCUUGCAGAACAUAGCCCUGCACGGAAAUCCCAUUUCCAUGGACCAAUUUCAACAGAUGGAUGGUUUCAAGGCAUUUGAAGCCCGCCGUAAACAAAAGUUUGAUAAACAAAUUGAUUCAAAUGUGAUAAUCAGUUCUAAAGGGCUUGAUGAGGGUGUUGACUUGUGAUUCCUCUCCACAGGCAUUUGCUAUUAAAUUUGUUGAGGUUGGAUGGAAUUGUGACAGUUUAGACUUUGAUGAAAGGCUGUUGAUUCUGCUGAUUUGACAUGACUCAUUUUCAAGCCUUUCUAUAGUUUAUCAUGGGUUGUAAGCUUUGACUUUUGCGUGAUUGUAUCAGUGCUGAGUUUAUAAUGAUUGUAAAUGAUUCAACCUAACGAUUUCCUUCACCUUUUUGAUAAUUUUGUACGUUUAGUGAGCAAAUCACUUAAAACCAUUUUUAAUAGGUGCCAAUUUUUUGUAACAUGGAUGUCUCAUUUAUAAUAUGUUAGGACUGUAUAGAUUGUCCUUAUGAUGUAUCCAAGAGUAUAUGAAAUGGCUGAAAA
Molecule: messenger RNA, 1412 nt
Organism: Lycium ferocissimum
Lineage: Eukaryota; Viridiplantae; Streptophyta; Magnoliopsida; Solanales; Solanaceae
Product: plant intracellular Ras-group-related LRR protein 7
Exons: 10
Coding region: 250-1038 (262 amino acids)
Molecular function (GO): protein binding
Source: RefSeq, a predicted model, not a curated record